Molecule: messenger RNA, 2838 nt
Organism: Larimichthys crocea (large yellow croaker)
Lineage: Eukaryota; Metazoa; Chordata; Actinopteri; Sciaenidae
Gene: dnaja1
Product: DnaJ heat shock protein family (Hsp40) member A1
Exons: 9
Coding region: 237-1451 (404 amino acids)
Biological process (GO): response to heat; protein folding
Molecular function (GO): Hsp70 protein binding; ATP binding
Source: RefSeq, a predicted model, not a curated record
CGGCGUGUUAACAAGGAGGGCAGGGCAAGGAGAGAUUAUUUGCUCUAUAAUUUACAUACUAAGGAGAGAACGUCACCCUCCCUCAACCUGAUGUUUGUUAGCCCUAAAGACUCUGACAUGAACGCACACCUGCAGCGAUGAGUUCACCUGGAACUACCGGAACCGCAAGAAAAGUCUCUCUGCUGCCACGUCUCAGCAUUAACUAAGAGAAACAGAGCGAGGCGCACCAGGCAAACAUGGUCAAGGAAACAGGCUUCUACGACACGUUGGGUGUGAAACCUAACGCUACUCCCGAUGAGCUGAAACGGGCCUAUCGCAAACUAGCUUUGAAAUAUCACCCUGACAAAAAUCCUACAGAAGGAGAGAAGUUCAAACAGAUCUCACAGGCGUACGAGGUGUUGUCCGAUGCCAAGAAGAGGGAGCUAUACGACCGUGGAGGUGAAAAGGCUAUAAAGGAAGGAGGGACCGGUGGCGGUGGAGGUGGGAGCUUUGCAUCGCCGAUGGACAUCUUCGACCUGUUUUUUGGCGGGGGAAGUCGGAUGCACAGAGAGCGAAAAGGGAAGAACAUCGUUCAUCAGAUUUCAGUGACACUGGAAGAUCUUUAUAACGGAGCCACAAGAAAGCUCGCUCUACAGAAGAAUACUGUUUGUGAGAGAUGUGAAGGUCGUGGGAGUCGGAAAGGAGCUGCGCAGAUGUGCAUGACGUGCCAUGGCACGGGCAUGCAGGUCCGCAUGCAUCAGCUAGUACCAGGUAUGGUCCAGCAAGUGUCCACAGUGUGCCACAGCUGUCAGGGCCAAGGACAGAGAAUCAGCCACAAGGACCGCUGCAAAGCGUGCGGGGGUCGAAAGAUCAUGCGCCAGAAGAAGAUUUUGGAGGUCCACGUCGACAAAGGCAUGAGAGACGGCCAGAAGAUCGUUUUCCAUGGAGAGGGGGACCAGGAGCCGGGGAUCGAGCCAGGUGACAUCAUCAUCGUGUUGGACCAACGAGAACAUUCACAUUUCACCAGAAAAGGAGAAGACCUGGUCAUGUCAAUGGAGCUGCAGCUGGUUGAGGCUCUGUGUGGUUUCAAGAAGCCUGUUAAGACACUGGACAACAGAACUCUCCUCAUCACCUCACAUCCAGGGGAACUGAUCAAACCUGGUGACACAAAGUGCGUCUUGAAUGAAGGCAUGCCUAUGCAUCGCAGGCCGUUUGAGAAGGGACGACUUAUCAUUCACUUCUCGGUGGUUUUCCCACAGGCCAACUUCCUCCCUCAGCAGAGGCUGAAGGAACUGGAGCGCUACCUCCCAGAAAAGCUGGACGCAGAGCAGCCGGAGAGUAUGGACGAUGACCUCUACAUCUACGCCGACCUGGAGGACUGUGACUUUGAGAACCGAAAAAGACACAACCAUCAGUACUACUACAUGGACGAAGACGACUGCAGCGGAGGUGUUCAGUGCCAGACGUCUUAAAUAACAACUGACCUGUCCUCACGCCAGAAGCCCAAACCCUCAUCUCUAAAGCAAAGCACCUUUUUGCACUUUUUAUUUAAUUACUUCUCUUAACUCUCUUACGUGUUGUUGUUUUUUUUUUUUUUUUUUUUUUGUUUCUUUCCAGCCGAAUCAUGAAACUGUGUCCCAACACCCUCCUGAUUUAUUAUAGUACUUUUUCUAUGGAAAGCUUCGAUCAGGGUGAAUGGGAUUCUUUUUCAUCACUGGGGCCUUUUUUUAUUUUUAUUUUUAAAUUUUUUCCCAGUCACACUGUGAUUAGAGACGAGGGCUGGUAUAAAAGAGGCUUCAGAGACUGCCUGCUUUACAUCCAGUUACACUAAAAUGGAUGCCAACAUUAAUAUGAAAAUAACCUUUUUUCUUUUUUUUUUAUAGUGUUACUAAAUCGGUUGUUGUCGUGAACCACUUGUUGAUGACUUGUUCAAUAAUGUUGUAUGUGUGUGAACGCCCGGUCUUCAGAUGGUGGUGGAGAGGGAUGCGCAUUGAGACUUGAGUUAAAGCGUUUAUGCUGUUUUACCCUUUCAAGGGCUAUUUUCUAGACAUUUGUAAACAAUCUUGAAAAUGUGACGAGAAGACGUGAGUCGAGGGUAAAGGUGAUAAUAAUUCAAGCGUGGCGGUUCAAGGUUCAAGCCACUCAGUAGUAGAUCAUUGAGACUAAUAUUUAAAUUUUGUUUAAUAUUUUUAUUUUUAAGAUACAAUCAGAUGUUUUAGAUGUGUAUACAGUUUGUUAUGAGCCAAACACACUAUGUCUGCAGUUCAGUGGCAGGGUGGGUGUUCAGAAGCAAAAGGUAAGAAGGUAUGAGUAAGAAGUCACUUUAUUUUUAAAAACAAAUCAAGGGGGUUUCCAAGACUUUAACUCAGACUCAUGUAUGCAUAUUUUAUCGUGAUUAUAUGUUCCAGAUUUUAUGUAGUUUUCCCUUAAAGAUAUCCAGAUCCACCUGUUUUUAUGUGACACGACCCUAAUCCCUCGAUGGCAAGUGUUUUCCUUCUCUUUCUAAAGGUGCCAAGCUGCAUCCGAGUUGUACAAAAAAAAAAAGAGUGGCUAAUGUCUGUUAGUUGAAUAUUCUCGAGAGUUACACAUAUGGGAUUUAAAAAAUCGUUAUUCAAGACUGGAAUUUCAACAAGCUUAUUAAGUGUGUCUCGUCUUAAUUCUCCUCCCGAGUUGUAAAUUGCCAAAUGGGUCGGUGGGAGCUUAUGGAGGGACUUUAAAAAUCGGCACACCUGAUACCUCAAUGAAGUGUCUGCCUGUUCGAAAGCCUUAUCAGAACUUGACUGAAGCUGCGCGAUAAUGCAAAUGUCUUUCGGUGGUGACUUUGCCUUGGAUAAGUUAAAAAAAACACAAAAAAAACAA